AUGGGGUCUGCCGACUGCUCCCUGCCGCUCUCGACAUCCCCCGAGCUCGUCCUCGUUGUGCCUACGCCGGAAGAGCGGAUCGAGUGCCUAGGGAUAAACGGCCUGGCAUGGAAAGGCCCGCUGACGACGGAGCAGUACAUCAGCCGAGAGAACCACUUGAUGAACCAGAACAUGACUAAGGACGGAGCGUUGACCUGCUGGAUAUUGACAGAUCGGAACGCUCCGCCCGACUGCCGCCCCAUCCUUAGUAGCUGCGAAACCUUCGCAAAGCCCGCUUUCCUCGCGUAUAAUGGUAAAGUUGAGGAUAUCCUUUCACACGGUAUCGGGAGCGUGUUCUCUCGCCCUGAAUAUCGCGGACGGGGAUAUGCACGGCGGAUGAUUAUAGAGCUAGCUAAAACCCUCGAAACUUGGCAGAUGGAGAAUUCUCUUAGAGAAAGGUCCGUCUUUUCCGUGCUCUAUUCUGAUAUAGGCAAGAACUUUUAUGCUGCGUUGGGAUGGAAGCCGUUUCAAUCGUCCCAUUUUUCGCUUCCUCCGGUGCGAAGGCCACAAGUCGAAAAGGACGUGGGACUGGACAUGGCGUUAGUCAAAGACAUGACGAGAGAUGACGUCAAACGAUAUAUGUGCUCGGACGCGAUUCUCGAUCGUUAUCGCACGAUUCUGAAGGAAGCCUCCGCGAAGGACACAAAGGCCAAAGUUGCCUUUAGCCCUGAUUUCGACAACAUGACGUGGCAUUGGGCCCGAGAGGAAUUCUACUCCCCAAUAUUACUUCCUGAGAAAGGGGAGACGAAAGUGAAAGGGGCUUGUGUUCCAAGUCGCAACGUCUUUCUCUCCUGGAACCGUAAAUUCGGCACAGAUUCGGAGCCAGGGACCCUUUUCAUCCUUCGCACUCUGUUUGAGGAACCGACAUCCGCGGCAAAAAGACAUAUCAUAGUCGAUGCUAUUGCCGCCGUGCUGCGUCGCGCUCAAUAUGAGGCGUAUGACUGGAAACUGAGCCAAGUGGAAAUCUGGAACCCGUCGCCGUUGGUAGAGGAAGCUGUUAAGAAACUGGAUGCGAAUGCAGAACUGGUGCACAGGGAAACGAGCAGCAUCACAAGUUUGAAAUGGAACGGCAAGGAAUUAGGCCUCGGAGAUGAAGUGGACUGGAUGUGGAACGAGAAAUACGCUUGGUGUUAG
Molecule: messenger RNA, 1173 nt
Organism: Uncinocarpus reesii 1704
Lineage: Eukaryota; Fungi; Ascomycota; Eurotiomycetes; Onygenales; Onygenaceae
Exons: 1
Coding region: 1-1173 (390 amino acids)
Source: RefSeq, a predicted model, not a curated record